This is a messenger RNA of Rhincodon typus (whale shark), 609 nucleotides long. RefSeq names its product chromosome 2 C18orf21 homolog (gene rmp24). Bases 289 to 609 code for a protein of 106 amino acids. The record is from RefSeq and is a predicted model, not a curated record. Lineage: Eukaryota; Metazoa; Chordata; Chondrichthyes; Orectolobiformes; Rhincodontidae. The transcript is spliced from 5 exons.
ACUCCUCACGCGCCGCUGCCUUCACCUUGGCCCCAAUCACAAACUCGGCCCUACACUCCUCCGCGCAAACUCACUCCAUCCCUCCCAGGACCGUCGUAACCUGGAUAUUUCCCCCCCACCCACGCACCGCUCCUCCGUUUACGCCGCCUUCGUGUUAUUCUCGUCCCCGUCGGAAGGGCCUUUCUGAGUGGUCAGUCCCGUGCCACAGUCACAGUGUGGUGUUUCCGUCAGCUGUGUGAUCCAGCACUCCCUGAGGCAGCAAAGGUCACUGUUUUCCACUGACAUAACAUGGCCAGUGUUGCGAAAAGACUGCAAUUUCUCAAGAAUUUGGCCUUUCAACUGAAGGAAACGUGUCCAGCGGAAGCACGCUACCUUUUAUGGACAUGUCAGUCUAUAACAGGUGUGAAGGUUAAUCCAGAAGGAGUAUGUAGCCAUUGCUUCGAGUGCUUCCUCCCUGGAAACCACAGAGUUCGACUGAAAUCCAAAAGGAGGAUGACUGUGCAAAUUAAAAAGCUACUGCAACGUGAAGCAGCCAAUUGGAAACUUAACCUCAAACAAGUGCGACAACUGCAGAAAUAUAGAAACUCGAGGAGUACCUUGAAACAAUAG